Molecule: messenger RNA, 1069 nt
Organism: Salmo salar (Atlantic salmon)
Lineage: Eukaryota; Metazoa; Chordata; Actinopteri; Salmoniformes; Salmonidae
Product: ly6/PLAUR domain-containing protein 1
Biological process (GO): acetylcholine receptor signaling pathway
Molecular function (GO): acetylcholine receptor inhibitor activity
Source: RefSeq, a predicted model, not a curated record
CGUGUCCCCUUAAAAUCAGAGGUUUCCAGCGCUGGACGUGUAUAGGAGGCUACCAUGGACGUUCAUCGGAUCCAUGUAUGAACUCUAACUCUGAGCUCCUCUCAACUUUGCCAGGUCUAAUGUUUUCUUACCAAGUGACACCAGCGAGAGAAUGCGGUUGCUCACUUACACAAGUUUGUUCUGGUUUAUGCUCAAGUCAGGGCUGGCUCUGCAGAUCCAGUGUUAUCAGUGUGAAGAGGUCACUCAAAAUGACUGCUCCACACCUGAGUUCAUCGUUAACUGCACUAUCAACGUUCAGGACAUGUGCCAGAAGGAGGUAUUAGUGACAGAAGACGGGAAGCACUACCGCAAGUCCUGCGCCUCGUCUGGGGCCUGCCUCAUCGCCUCCUCUGGCUACCAGCAGUUCUGCACAGGGAAACUCUACUCGGUGUGCAUCAGCUGCUGCAACACUCCCCUCUGUAAUGGACCCCGUCAGAAGAAACAGAGUUCCAGAAACAGAGUUCCCUCUGCCUCCUCGUCCCUAAGCCCACUACACAGCCUCUCCCUCCUUUUUCUUCCCUUCCUCCUGCACCCACCCUCCAUAUUCAGCUGAGAGCGUACGAUUGGCUGGUUUGGUCUCAUCAAGACUGUGGUUCAAAUUUUUUAGGCUUGCCUGCCUGUACGGUGUCCAUAUCGUCAAUGGAUAUAUGACGCUGUCCUAACAUAGACACUGUAUUUAGAUUAUGUCCUAAUAAGGACAGCAACUAAAGGUCGAGGGUCAUUGAUUGAAGAAAGGUUCUGAAGGAACCUCCCAAAUAUGUUUAUAGUGUCAGUCAUAUGCACCACAUGAAAGGACUUUGGCGAGUGGAAGUGAGGUGGCCAUGGAGCAAUAUCACUUCGAAUGGGUCACAUUUUGUUCUGUGGACUCUAUGGGGCUGAUCUUUACAUUGCCAUCACUGAUCGACAGAUAUUGACUUGCCAACUGAGGGCACUACAAGGUAAUAUGUACAGUUGAAGUCGGAAGUUUACAUACACCUUAGCCAAAUACAUUUAAACUCCGUUUUUCACAAUUCCUGACAUUUAAUCCUAG